This is a messenger RNA of Carassius carassius (crucian carp), 1497 nucleotides long. RefSeq names its product ras-related protein Rap-2a. Gene Ontology annotation, biological process: negative regulation of cell migration; Rap protein signal transduction. NCBI's taxonomy places the organism in Eukaryota, Metazoa, Chordata, Actinopteri, Cypriniformes, Cyprinidae. Bases 454 to 1005 code for a protein of 183 amino acids. Gene Ontology annotation, cellular component: plasma membrane. The record is from RefSeq and is a predicted model, not a curated record. The transcript is spliced from 2 exons. Gene Ontology annotation, molecular function: GDP binding; GTP binding; GTPase activity.
UCCUAUCCUCGAACCGAGACGGAGUGCUCUGGCUUCAGAAGGUCUCCACCCGAGAGUAUGGCGGUUGAGGAUGCUGGAAGAUACAGAAGAAUAGCUAUUCUGGAAUGCAGCAGCGUCCCUAACGAUUUCCAAAUGACGCUCGGCGGUGACGCGUGAUGCCUUGCAUGCUCGCCCUGGCGCUUUUAUAACCUAAAAUGCAUGCAAAUGCGUGUUAAACGAUUCAUUCUCUAAGCAGCUGUCGGGUUCUGGGUAUUCGAGGUAGCUAGAGAUGCCAUGAAGUCCGCGCAUUGGCUCUUUGUGCGCCUUUGUUAUUUGUCUCUGUGGUGAGUGUUGUAAUACAGCCAGCCAUGGCUCCGCGUCUGCUCGACUUCUGCGAUAUUCAAAGCAAGUUUCCCGUCGCGUCUGAUCGGUUUGGACACUGUUAGCUGGCUCCAUUACGCGCGUCACGUCGCAAUGCGCGAGUACAAGGUGGUGGUGCUGGGCAGCGGAGGGGUCGGGAAAUCCGCGCUCACGGUCCAGUUCGUGACCGGGACCUUCAUCGAGAAGUACGACCCGACCAUCGAAGACUUCUACCGCAAGGAGAUCGAGGUGGACUCGUCACCGUCGGUGCUGGAGAUCCUGGACACGGCGGGGACGGAGCAGUUCGCGUCCAUGCGGGAUCUCUACAUCAAGAACGGCCAGGGCUUCAUCCUGGUCUACAGCCUGGUCAACCAGCAGAGCUUCCAAGAUAUAAAGCCCAUGAGAGACCAGAUCAUCAGGGUGAAGAGGUACGAGCGUGUGCCCGUGAUACUCGUGGGAAACAAGGUGGACCUGGACAACGAGCGUGAGGUUUCGUCGAGCGAGGGUCAAGCUCUAGCUGAAGAAUGGGGCUGCCCGUUCAUGGAGACGUCGGCCAAGAGCAAAACCAUGGUGGACGAACUGUUCUCUGAGAUAGUCAGACAGAUGGACUACGCUUCUCAGCCGGAUAAAGAAGACCCAUGCUGCUCCUCCUGCAAUAUACAAUAACCACUCACAAUCACAUGAGGUUCUGAGAGGGGUUCAACAUAGAGAUCAUCAAUCAAGUGGUGUUCAUACACGUCAUGCCCAUGUGAAUGGCGUCUACACACUAGAGAAUGCUGCAGAUUCAUUGGGUUGAAUGGGAAUGAUGCAUUGCAAGGACAUACACAGCCAAUAGGGAAGGUUGUCUCAACGUUAUGAACAAACGUUCUUCCAGUAACAUAAACAGAAUGUUCGUUCAAAGUUUAAAAAUGUUCUCAGAAUGUUUGCACAAAAACAUUAUUUACACAUCAUUCAUGGAAUGUUUAUUUCUACAAUGUUACCUUUAAAUGCUACCAUUUGUUUUAGAAUGUUAGAGAGUAUUUAAUAGUAACGUUCCUCUAAUGUUUGCAAAAUGGAAUGUUCACAUAACCAAGAAAGAAUAGUUUUAAGACAUGAAAAAAAAGAAUGUUUUGAAUGUUCAGAGAUCAUUGAGAAAUAACGAAAUUGAAACUUUAGCCA